This is a messenger RNA of Entelurus aequoreus (snake pipefish), 1813 nucleotides long. Its product is annotated as matrix remodeling-associated protein 8-like. NCBI's taxonomy places the organism in Eukaryota, Metazoa, Chordata, Actinopteri, Syngnathiformes, Syngnathidae. The transcript is spliced from 12 exons. Bases 156 to 1463 code for a protein of 435 amino acids. Gene Ontology annotation, biological process: cell adhesion; establishment of glial blood-brain barrier. The record is from RefSeq and is a predicted model, not a curated record. Gene Ontology annotation, cellular component: cell surface; membrane.
UCUGCCACUGCAAUUGGGUCUCUGGGAACACAAAAGGUUUGACAAGCCAUGCUGGUGUUGCGGCUGGAUAAACAAGACUGACUUUUUUGGGGGGUUCUCCUCUCAGGGACAUUAUCCAAACUGAAAACUGUCUUGGUAGCAUUCAAAGAAGCAAGAUGAAGACCUACUGGGAGGACUUUGUUUUUCGGGCUGGGCUCUUCAUCCACAUCUCUUUCGUCUGCUUCUUCACUGCAGUGUGGGGACAGUCGGACAGCGGCAGCAGCGUGGUGGUGGCCGCCUACAACGUGAGCGCCCCCGCCGGCUCCAGCGUGACCCUGCAGUGCGUCAGCGGCCGCAUGGUGUGGACCAGCGACGCGCUGAGGGACCGGCAGAGGGUGGUCCACUGGGACGUGUUCCGGGUCCACUUGGAAGACAGCAUGGAGAGAGUGCUGGACAUGUACUCGGCGGGAGAACAGAGGAUCUACAACUCCUACAACCUGGACAGAGUGGGCCUCAGCAGGAAGGCCUUCAAGGACGGAAACUUCUCCCUCGUGAUCAAAGACGUGACGAUGAACGACAGAGGUCUGUACUCUUGUAACCUACACCACCUCUACUGCCACCUGUAUGAGACCGUACGAGUGCAGCUUAAUGUCACUAAAUCACGUCGUAAAGAGCAGCGCUACUGGGAUGGCCACAAAGCGGUCUUCGUGGUCCUGCUGGGGAGCACUGUGGUGCUGCCAUGCGUCAACAGGAGAAACGUGUGGACCGACUGGGGCAAUGAGGAGGAGGAUCAGCAGGUGGUGCACUGGGACCGGCAGACCCCAGGGAUCUACCAUGAUCGGGCAGACCGCCUAGUGGACUUGUACGCCUCGGGGGAGCAACGGAGCUACGGACCCUCCUUCCUUCAGAGGAAAAUGAACAUCAGCCAGCGGGCCUUUGCAGAAGGAGACUUCUCGCUCUUCAUAUCCGACCUGCAGGCCACAGACCAGGGGAUGUACUCAUGUCAUCUUCACCACCAUUACUGCGGUUUACAUGAGAGGAGACAGUUUCAGGUCACAGUACAACCACCAGUGAUUCACACCACACCAGAAAAAACACUGCCCAGUGCAGACAAAGAUGAGGAGAACAAAGUGGAGCCUCCUCGGGUCAUCAACGUGGUCCUGCCCGACCAGAGACAUCACUUCCUGAUGCCGCUCGGCUUCGUUCUCACCGCCUUCCUCCUCCUGGCGUUCAUUGUCCUCCUCAUCAUCCUCAUAACGCGCAGACGAAGAACUCUGGAGUUGUAUUCGGUGGCAUCCAUGAGGUCCAGCAGAAGUCGCAGCAGCUCAGAGGAGUUCGAGAUGGAAGUUUCCGGGGUGACUCUGCCCUUCAGGGAGUCGGAGGAUCGAUUCGACUUUAAGAACAACCUGCUGAAAGAGGUCAACAUUAACACGCCGUGCAAAGUCGUUGAUCUGGACAAAGAGAUGCAGAAAUGCUGCAAGUGAGACAAGUCCAAGGUCACUGGCUGGUCCAGAGGCCGAUGAACACGUCCCACAGCUUGGGGAUCUUCCAGCAUCCACACCCUCACAAACAGUCAUUAGUGUUUUUGUUUUGCGUUGGAGAAACAAAGACACCUUAAUCCACUUUAUAGGCACCACAGCGCCACCCAGAGGUUGUUAAAUGAAGGUGCAACACUGUAUUUGAAACGAUGACGACUCCAUUGUAAAUAAGUGAAUGCUAUUACAGCUUUGGUAAUUACAUAACCCUUUUGCUUCCUCUGACUGCACUAAAGGAAUCUUUUUGGUGCCAAAUGUAACUGUAUCCAUCUUGUUUCGAUUGCUAUCAUUGUGUUUGA